Messenger RNA from Cadophora gregata, 1692 nucleotides. RefSeq lists its product as uncharacterized. Lineage: Eukaryota; Fungi; Ascomycota; Leotiomycetes; Helotiales; Ploettnerulaceae. The transcript is spliced from 5 exons. Gene Ontology annotation, biological process: proteolysis. Gene Ontology annotation, molecular function: serine-type endopeptidase activity. The coding region runs from base 1 to 1692 and encodes 563 amino acids. The record is from RefSeq and is a predicted model, not a curated record.
AUGUCGGAAGAGCCUCGAGGGCGUAAGCGCUUUUCUAGUUCGGGAAGGAGAUCUGAGACUAGGAAAGAACCUGCAGUGGUACCCGCGAUACCUGGUCCGAGUGCCUUGCCAGAAGCGGCUUAUCAGCAAUACUCUAUCCCCCAGCAGCACAGAACCAUGGCAAGGAAUGGUCCGCGCAGAGCGGUAGAGCCAACUCACAAACCGAGUGACAAAGACGUGAAAAGACAAAUCAAGGUCUGCUCGGACAGAUUCAAAAUCUGGACGGAAGUCACCGCAACCUUUGUCGACGAUCUGAUGGAAGCAUGGAUCUCCAAGGAAAUGGUUAAGGAAUUAGACCUUGAGGCUAUUCCACGAUCUCCAGGAGACCCAGAAUGGGGACUUUUGGGGAGGCGAUCGGUUCCGUUGGAGGGCACAACUGAGCUGCAGUGGUAUCCAAAGGACUGUAGGAGAGUGAAGGAUACGACUUGUCGUAUUGUUGAUAGCAAGGACUUUGGAAUUUAUCUCCACUCACGCUUGCUUCCAGCGAGCCCUGUGUCGGUAAAUACGUCCAUUGCGAUUGAAUCUCGCUCAAUUCCGGAGCCAAUUCCAAGCCUGCCAGUCUCCCCUCCGAGGAAAAUUGCGACUGCUGAUAAUGUCCCGUUUCCAGAAAAGGCUUCGGAUACUGACACAGUGAUAUGGAGAGGUGAGAGUGAUCAGGAGGCUAGCGCCGCGUCAAUAGGGUCCUUUGAUGGUCUACCAGAGAGUAUCAGUGAAACAUCAGAUGAAGCCAAAUAUGCAGAUAAUUGGAUGGCUCUUCUCAAAACGAAGUUUCACAAUCAUUUCCAAAAGAAAUCAGAUAUUGUGCACGAUUCUGUGAAAAUAGCAGUCCUGGAUACUGGUCUUGACACGACGAUACCUACCUUGAAAGGCGCCAUUAACCAAAAACGAAUAAAAGUUGUGAAGAGCUUUGUUGCCGGAGAUCCAGACACAGCCGAUGAGUUUGGUCAUGGUACUCAUGUUGCAUCUCUUCUAUUGAAAGUUGCACCACGUGCCCAAGUGUUUGUGUUGAAAAUAGCAAAGACAGACGAAAUCUUGUCAACCAAAAGUGUAGCUGAUGCAAUUAACCACGCUGCGAACGAGCUCCGGGUGGAUAUCAUCACCAUGUCAUUUGGACUUGACAAGGAAAUCGCCGAAGUGCAAGCCGCAAUACGCAAUGCCUUCUACAAGAAUAUCCUCAUGUUUGCCGCAGCUUCAAACAGCGGAGGAAACCUUGAGGUCAAGUACCCCGCCAGAAAGGACGAGGUGAUAUGCGUGUAUGCGACCGAUGGUUCAGGAAACCCUUUCACGAGGAACCCUAACAUUAUGCCAAAUACUAGUUUUCACUUCGCAACGCUAGGAGUAGGGGUGAAGUCCUCAUGGCCAAAGAAACCGGGCGAGGCGUCUGAACGAAGACAGACGGGAACUUCGUUUGCGACGCCAAUCGUGGCUGGGAUUGCGGCCUGUAUCAUUGAGUUUGCGACCGUACAGGAUCUUCCAGAAGAACUUUUGGCAGUAUUGAAGACGCGACAGGGGAUGCAGAAGACGCUUCUUAAACUCAUGGUGGAUGAUACUCCGCGGUCUGGAUUCCAUUAUGUUCAUCCUUGGAAGAUGUUCGCUAAUGAUCGUUCUGAGGAAUCGGUUUUGUAUGCAAUGAGGGACAUUCUGGGUAGUUAG